Molecule: messenger RNA, 2476 nt
Organism: Microplitis mediator
Lineage: Eukaryota; Metazoa; Arthropoda; Insecta; Hymenoptera; Braconidae
Exons: 6
Coding region: 102-2360 (752 amino acids)
Source: RefSeq, a predicted model, not a curated record
AAAAAAGUUAUAUAAUAUUUUAAUUAAUUUAAUUGGGAUGUCAAAAUAAUAAUUUAUUGUUUUAACCUCACAAAUGUUAAAUUAUAAGUACUGAUUAAAUUAUGUCAGGAUCUAAUGAUCAUGACCAAUCAUCAGAUUCGAGUAAUGACGAUGAGGAGGAGGGGGAGGAAGAAGAAGAAGAAGAAAAUUGUGGAGAGAAUUCAGACAGUGAUUUAGGUGCAUGUUUGUGUCAGGAAAAUACUGGGUGUCUGACUACGUCGUUGAAUUGCGGCGGGUAUCGGCCAUCUGGCACCGCGGCCACUGGAGCGUGCCCUGGUCCUUGUCAGUGUGCUGAAGAAGAGGCAUGGAAUUCGAUCACACCACCGAGACCUAAUUACCGAUGGUUUAAUAAUUUCGUUGAGUUGAGAAGGCAGUGGAGCGAUCACGCACGUACUAAUUGCUAUCGAUUCGAUCAAUCGAGGAAAUCAAAAGCACUUUAUAAACAUCCAUUACCAACCCAAAAAUGUGCCUUACCUACGAAUCACUCUUCAAUACCGGCAGAUUCUCCAGCUCACUCAAUAAAAGACCCAUGCCAUGAGUUAGAAACAAAUUCUUCCUGUUGUCACAGCGGAAGUCAUGAUAAUUAUAAUAAACAUCGUAACCAUGGAAAUGGUGUCAUAAUGCAUGGUCAUCAUAACCAUAAAAAUGGUCACACUAUUCAUGACCAACAUAACUGUCAUACUGGCCAUGUUACCCCUGACCGUCAUAGCUGUCAAACUGGUCAUGUUACCCCUGACCAUCAUGGCUGCCAUACUGGCCAGGUUACCCCUGACCAUCAUGGCUGCCAUACUGACCAUGUUACCCCUGACCAUCAUGGCUGCCAUACUGACCAUGUUACCCAUGAUCAUCGUAACCACAAAAAAAAUCCUGACACUCACAGUCAUCAUGGCCGUGAAAUCUGUCAUGAUGAUCUUGAUACUCAUGAUAAGACUCCCUCAAGUGGACAUGAAAAUUCGUUACCAUCAGAGCAAUCCUACCCACGGUCGGUAAAAACUGAAAAAAAAUUCAGUCCCCGCGGUCGCAUACCAGGAGGCUGCCUAUGCCAGCCAAUGCCACGUUCCUGCAAUUGCCCACCGCCAGUUAAAAUCGACGCACGCGCAAACCCCGAAUGCACUUGCGAAUGUCCUUCAUCACCAGAAUGUCCGUGUCCACCAAGUGAGCGCAGAUUCUCGCUAAUAAAAUCAAUAUGUCCUCACGCAAAACUGUGCCGUCCCACGCCUCGUCUUCCUCCGGGCCCGAAAUGCCAUUGUACCAAAUGCCAACCGCCAUUGCCGGUUCCGUGUGAUCCCUGUACUGUUUCUAAAUGUCGAGUUGUCAAACGUAAAGCUUGCUGGGUCGACAAAAAAGUUUGCGGUGCCGAUAAAACAGAUCAAGAGGUCGAUAAGGCAGAGCCACAAUCAGCCGAGCACCUGGACGAAGUCAAAAUCGAAGCAGACCAAGUCAAUGCUGAGCCAGUAGAUCAAGUUGAAGAAAUUUCUGUCGACUCUGCCGAUAAAGAAGAGCCCGUCGAUAAAGUAGAAGUCAUUGCGAUCAACCGGAGUGUCGGUAAAAAUGAUUUUGAAGAAGAAAAACCUGAAUUUAGCUGCAAAAAAGUCUCUUAUCACGACAGCGUGGAAGUUAAAGAAGAAAUUGAUGAUCUUGUGGAAAUUUCUAGUACCCAUGAGGAUGAUAAGGCAGAAGCGCUGGUUAUAGUCGGCAAGGAAGCGAUCGAUGUUACCAACAUCGUCGGUAAAGAAGCACCGGAAGUUACCGACAGCCCUGAUAAGGUAGAAACUAGCGAGAAAAAUGUAACUGAUGUCAAUUCGUGUCCCGAACGUUGUGGCGAGCGUUGUUUAGCAAAAUGUCGAGCUGUUCAAACCGAAAAGUGUCCGAAAUAUCGAAGAAUGGAUUCCGUGGGCACAAAAUGCUCCAGAAAAAUAGAAAAAGUAGAAAAUUUGAAAAAUGAUGAAAUUUCUAAAGAGGAAAAAAAUCAGGAAUCUUCUGAUGAUAAUUUGCUAGAAAAAAAUAGUCUCGGCGACUGGACUUUUGUAGACGUCGAGCAUUCAAAGCGACCUAUCAAGCUGCUCAAAACAAUAAAUCGCGCGAAAGUUAAACGGAAACAAAGAAAUUGUGACUGCGAGCCUGAGUUUGAUUACGUUAUCAUUAAAUUUAUCAGAAAAAUUUCAACAGACUCGAUAAUUAUCAUAAAUAAAAUUUUUAAAAAAUCCGAUGAUCAGUUGGAAAAUUUGUCUAUUAAAUCAUCAAAUUUGUCUAAUUAUUUAGAUGAUCAUGAAAUAAUUAGUACGAUGGAUUUGAUGUCAAGACCUCUGAGUACAAUUUAGAUGACGCAAUAAAUUAAAUAAUUUUUUUCUAACCAACAAUAAUCUUCUUCAUCUUCUUCUUGUUCUUGUUCUUCAUCUUGUUGCUGUUGAUAGCCAGUAGGCCGAGUGUUUUAUUU